Sinocyclocheilus rhinocerous is the source of this 496-nucleotide messenger RNA. Its product is annotated as interferon-induced protein 44-like. The transcript has 3 exons. The coding region runs from base 35 to 442 and encodes 135 amino acids. NCBI's taxonomy places the organism in Eukaryota, Metazoa, Chordata, Actinopteri, Cypriniformes, Cyprinidae. The record is from RefSeq and is a predicted model, not a curated record.
ACAAUCAGUUCUGCCUUUUGUCUUCAAUGACAUCAUGGGCUUAGAAUCCGGAAAGGCACAGGGAGCUCAACCAGAAGACAUCGCCAAAGCCCUCGAGGGCCUCCUUAAGGAAGGACACAAUUUCAAUCCAGCUGUUCCUGAUAACAACGAGGACAGAAGUAAUACAAGCCCUGAGGAUCAGACAUACUGCCUGGUCUACGUCAUAGCAGCUGACAAGGUAUCAAUGAUGAAUCAAGAUGUCUUCGAAAAGAUUAAAGAUAUUAGACAGAAGGCCAGCACACUGGAAAUUCCUCAGGCAAUCAUCAUGACAAAGGUGGAUGAAGAAUGUCCUCUAGUCCGAAAAGAUCUAAGAAAAGUCUACACUAGCAAGAAGAUAAAAGAGAAGGUAAUUAUCGGUCCUCUCUGUUCUCUGUGGUGUCAGUCCUCUGGCUCUUGUUUGUAGUUUGGUUUAACAGUCUAGAACAGGGAUGUCCAGACUCAGUGCUGCAGAGUUUAG